UGUAAUAGGACAAAGGUCCCUCUGUGGGACACACAGACCAGUGGGGCUUACGCCCCGCCCUUGCUGGCCACCUCGUUACACAUGAGUUCCAGGGCGAGUAGGGGAGCAGAAUAGGUGGCGGACAGGAAGUGACGUUGGGGGUUCAGAGUUGAGUGUUAACUUGUGGAGAGUCAUAGCCACAACACUAGCCCGUGUUGGUAUUAGGAUUAUUAUAUUACUGUUGUUGUGCCUGUUGUGAGAUCAUGUAUGUAUUUACUUCCUGUGUUUACGGAAAGGACGCUCAAGGCAAAAGCUCUGUUUUUUGCUCCUGGAGUUUUAAAAUUUUGGGGAAUUUUGCUGACCGUAGCUCGUGAUCAUAACUCCUGAAUAGUGUGCCUACAUAUCUGCUGACAUCUCUGACUUAUUUCAGACUGGCGACAGGAUUGACGGUUAGAAAGCACAGAAAAGGGAAAUACAUGCUCAUAUCUCACAUAAGGAUUUUGGUUGAUGGUUCAAUUUUCCCCACAAAGUGCAGUUUUACUUUAAUGUGGAUCACCUCCAUGUGAUAUGUUGUGUAGGGGUGAAGAUGUUUUUCCUUGUGUACAUGAUUGAUGUGUUUCACCCCAAGCCACAUCCGGAGUCAGACCAUUUGAUUGUCAUUUCAAGGUGCCAAAAAGCCAAUCAGAAGCUGGUGACAGAUCAUUGACAGUCAGUCAGCUCGUGAUCACACGCUUGUAUGUUUUUGAUAUCCUGCUGACCCCUCCCACGGCGUGAUAAGCCACUUUUUGUCUCGUUUACAGUCAUUCUUGGUGAAAGUUCUUUUGGUCUGCAUGGUGAAUCUUCUCCCGGUGGCCCAUAUGAAUGUGUCCAUCUCGCUAUUUGUCAAGAAAGUUAACUGUUCCCUCGUUCCAUUUGUUCCCUUCCUCUCCUAUCUCACACCCACACCCACCCCCCAAACUCACGCACACAUAUCCACCCACCCACCGACCAGCGUCUACGUCAGUGGCAGUCACACAGCCGUAUAAAAAGAGUGAGGAGUAAAGAGGAGAAUGCAUCUCUCUGGCUUCCACAUCUUUGGCCACCAACUAAGCAGCUUCUUUUACGACUUCUGCUGCAUCUUCUCCUCUUCCUGUGGAUCACUCAGUGGUUCCUUCAUAUUUCGGCACCGCUUCCUUCACUCCUCCACUGCACACUCGUCCCAACAUGCAGAUCUUGGUGGUGUUCGCAGCUUUCAUGGGGGUUCUGAUCAGUGUCAGAGCAGCUGCCCUGCUUCCGGUAGAGGACAGGAGCCCCAUCCAGGGGUCGACCAGGGAAACGAGCAAACAGCAUAAAGAGCUGAUCCUCAAGCUGAUCUCCAGCCUGUUGGAGGGAACAUUAGACACCAACAUGCUCCCAGAGGAGACCUCACCCGAGGAACUGGAGGAGCCGCUGGAUUCCCGCUUGGAGGAGCGGGCCCUCUACAACAGGCUAUCCCUGCCUCAGCGUGACCGCAAGGCACCCUGUAAAAACUUCUUCUGGAAGACCUUCACCUCCUGCUAACAGUUUGAAAAGUGCCCCCCCCCCCCCCCUUCCUGUCCCUUCCCUUCCUCUGCCGGCACCUUGUGAACUGUAGUGGACCUCAGCUGUGCACGUCACCAUCCUGUCAGACACGCAUCAUCGAUGGCCUUCAUGGGACAUGCUGUUUAUUUAUGUAAAAAAUAUGAAUUCACGGAUGUAACUGUUUUUUUUCAGGGUCACGAAUAAAUCAUGUCAAUAUUUCAACUUAGUAACUGUCAUUUGCUAUUGGACAGAUUGUUUCCACCUGCUUUCAAAAUUGAAGCCUUAAUGCAAAAUGUAUGGCUUUACUAAGCUCCAUUGACGUGAAGUUUGAAGGUUGCAAAGGUAUCUUUAAAAGUGAAAAGGCGUUUGGCAUCAUACAAGACAUGUUACAGUUUGAAUAAUUGAAUGAAGAAUCCCAAUGUAAAAGGCAUUAACACCAACCCGACAAGUCAUACAAAAAUAUAUUCUUCAAAAGGGAGAGUGACAACGUUAAAACUUAGAAAAUGAAUGUAGUUCACCAAAAAGUGUUCCGUCCGUAGAUUCAAGAUAACGGUGUUAGGGAUCAUUAAGGAGUCCGUGAAUCCGCUGUCAUCAAGGUCCGUCAUGCUCUGAAGCAGCACCUGACAGCUGUCCUUAUUAAUUCACGGGCACACAACCACACGCUCCACCGACUUAUCACAGGUCGUUAGGCGCUGUAGAAACAGCGUAAAUCCACCUCCAGUUUACGGAAUGCUGUCACUUGUUUGCAGUGAAAAAAGCAAACGGUUCAUGCACACGCAAAAGGGAAGCUGCUGGAGCAUGUGGAGGGAUAAUUCCACAUUGCCUGUGUUGACCUCAUCGCCUUGCAUUUCCAUCCAGCCAAUAGCCGCCAUAGUAAGACAAUGACUAUACAGUUCCUUACAAUCAUGCAUGAGUGCUGCUUGGCUCGUCAUUUGAAUGUACAAAAGAUGAUGUUUGGUCCAAUAUGAUGUGUUCAAUGGCAAAUCCUGGCAUACUCCAUUAAAAGUACAUUUGAAACAUAUAAGCACUUCAAUGAAACCAUUUGUGCUGUGAAAUUCUGCAGAAUAAACCCACUGGUAUUUCA
Doryrhamphus excisus (bluestripe pipefish) is the source of this 2602-nucleotide messenger RNA. Its product is annotated as somatostatin-1B-like. Lineage: Eukaryota; Metazoa; Chordata; Actinopteri; Syngnathiformes; Syngnathidae. Gene Ontology annotation, cellular component: extracellular region. Gene Ontology annotation, biological process: adenylate cyclase-inhibiting G protein-coupled receptor signaling pathway; regulation of cell migration. Gene Ontology annotation, molecular function: neuropeptide hormone activity; G protein-coupled receptor binding. The record is from RefSeq and is a predicted model, not a curated record.